Molecule: messenger RNA, 282 nt
Organism: Penicillium taxi
Lineage: Eukaryota; Fungi; Ascomycota; Eurotiomycetes; Eurotiales; Aspergillaceae
Product: Molybdopterin synthase sulfur carrier subunit
Exons: 1
Coding region: 1-282 (93 amino acids)
Biological process (GO): Mo-molybdopterin cofactor biosynthetic process
Cellular component (GO): cytosol
Source: RefSeq, a predicted model, not a curated record
AUGGCUUCAUUACCUCAGCCCCAGUCUGGACAAUUUGCCAUCCACUACUUUGCCACAGCCUCCCAAUAUACUUCAAAAAACACCGAGCGCCUUCCUGCGCCUCUUCCGCUAUCCCGUCUCUUCCCUCUCCUCGAGGAGCUUUACCCCGGCAUCAAGGAGAAAGUCCUUUGCAGCUGUGGCAUCAGUCUUGAGGGCAAUUAUGUCGAUGUCGAUGUCGAUGCAGAUGUGAUUAUCCAGGCUGGAGAUGAAAUUGCAGUGAUCCCACCCGUCAGUUCAGGGUAG